Caenorhabditis bovis is the source of this 759-nucleotide messenger RNA. NCBI's taxonomy places the organism in Eukaryota, Metazoa, Nematoda, Chromadorea, Rhabditida, Rhabditidae. The record is from the annotation of a GenBank genome assembly.
AUGGCCGCUGCUGCUCACAAGAACUUAUUGGCGGUUUGGGCGAAACAGCCACGAGAUAUUAAUGGGAUUAAAGCUGCUCUAGACAAUUUGUCGAAAGCUCUUGCCACCGACACCUCUUUGAAUGACGAACAAGCUCUUUUGGCCGACAAGGAUCUUGUCGAAAUCACAGCUCUUUUCUCUAUUAUUACGGGCGACAUGGCGACUUUCCAUGCAACCAUUCAAUCGGUUUUUAAAAUCUAUGAAAUGGCUCCAAAGCAUACCGAAAACAAAUAUCUCAUGAUCGGCUUAAACUUGAUGUUUUAUUUAGCCCACAAUCGUUUGGCCGAGUUCCAUAUGCUCUUGGAGCAAGUUCCUCAUUCGGAGCAAACUUCCAACGCUUACAUUGUGACCCCGGUUCGCAUCGAGCAAAGCAUCAUGGAAGGCGCUUACAAUAAAGUGAUCCUCACGGAAAAGAAUAUACCAAGUCCUUUCUAUGAACCAUUCAUUAAGACUAUGGUAGAUACUAUAAGAGGCGAGAUUGCAUCGUCCAUCGAGAAGUCGUUCAAAUUUCUCAACAUCAAAGAUGCUGCCGUGAUGCUUCUUUGCGAUAACGAGAAGCAGCUUGCGGAGUUCGCGAAAAUGAGAAACUGGAAGCAGGAUGGUAAGAGCUUCGUGUUCGACAACGUCGAAGUCGCUCAGGACAAACCGCCAACUCUCGACACAAAGCGCAUCGCCACCCAAACGAUAUUCUACGCAAAGCAACUCGAGCAAAUCGUUUAA